AUGCCGAGCCUACUCGCUUACCUCGCCGCUGCCGGCAGCUUCGCAAGCUUCGCGCAAGCCGCCGACGCCCCCGAGCCCCGGGUCGUCGGCUUCCCCAUCUUCAAGUCUCGGCGCCAGGCCCUGGCAAAUCUAGCCCGCCGCAACCUCGCCCGCCGUGACACCGUCACCGCUACUCUCGCCAACUACCAGUCGCUUUACCAGAUCAACGUCACCGUCGGCACGCCCGGCCAGCGUAUAGGCCUACAGAUCGACACAGGCAGCAGCGAUGUGUGGUUCCCGUAUGCCGGCUCCACCCAGUGCCAGGAGGGCGGCUGCGAGUCAUCUUUCGACCCUGGGGCUUCGUCAACUUUCGAAGACAUUGGAAGGAACGAGUUCCAGAUCCAAUAUGUCGACGGCACCUCCAUCACCGGAGACUACGUCCGCGACGUCUUGGCCAUUGGCGACACCAAGAUCAGGAACAUGACUAUGGCCGUCGCAAGAGACGCCGACGACACGCCCGAGGGAAUCAUGGGCGUCGGCUUUGUGCAGGAUGAGACACUGGCUCAGACGGAUAACCAGACGUACCCCAAUGUCCCAGUCCAACUGUUGCAACAGGGCUUCAUUAGUAGUCUUGCGUACAGUCUGUGGCUGAACGAUCUUGAUUCCAGCACCGGUAACGUCCUGUUCGGCGGUGUUGACAGCGACAAGUACACGGGAGACCUCAUUGGCCUGCCCAUCCAGCCAGACUCGCAAAGCGGCCAGAUCACCUCGUUCACUGUCGCCCUAGGUGGUGUCAACGUCAAGUCCAGCGGUGGCAAGAGUGUGUACAGCAAGUCAGACCUCGAUGUUCCCGCCAUCCUAGACAGCGGCACGACGCUGACACUGCUGCCGGACGACGUGGCCAACGACAUCAUCAACGGUGUGGGCGCGCGUGAAACGCGCGACUACGGCUACGUUGUCAAUUGCAACAUCGGCGACACGGGUGCCUCGAUCGAGUUCAGCUUCGGUGGCUCGGGCGGCCCUACAAUCAGCGUUGGCAUGGACGAGAUGGUGCUGCCGUUGACUGACACGGACGGCAACCCAGCACGCUUCCGCGACAGCGGCGAGGAGGCAUGCAUUUUCGGCAUCGAGCCCGCCGGCGACGCACCCAUCCUGCUCGGCGACACCUUCAUGCGCUCCGCCUACGUCGUCUACGACCUGCACAACCGCCAGAUUGCCUUGGCCAACACCCACUUCAACGCGACUUCCUCCAACGUCCAGGAGAUCACCAACACCACCAUCCCCGGUGUCAAGUCGGUCGUAUCCGGCCUCACCGUCACCCAGACUGCUACCGGCCCCAUCCGUCAGUCCGGCGCGGAGCAGAGCAAGACCGCCAGCGAGACUGGUGAGCCCGGAACCGGUACCUUCGACCUCGGUGCUUCCACCGGUACGAGUUCCUCGUCCAAGGGCGCCGCUCCUGUCGGCUUGCCUGCGCCGAGGAUCGCUCUCGAGACGGUCAUGUGUGGUAUCGUUGUAGCGCUUUCUGCUAUGUUCGGUGGUAGUUUGAUGAUCUUGCUCUAG
Molecule: messenger RNA, 1539 nt
Organism: Lasiodiplodia theobromae
Lineage: Eukaryota; Fungi; Ascomycota; Dothideomycetes; Botryosphaeriales; Botryosphaeriaceae
Product: Aspartic-type endopeptidase
Exons: 2
Coding region: 1-1539 (512 amino acids)
Biological process (GO): proteolysis
Molecular function (GO): aspartic-type endopeptidase activity
Source: RefSeq, a predicted model, not a curated record